AUGUAUUUUGAGUCAUCCACACAGUUAUCAGACAGCAAAAUACUAGAUCAAAAUAACCAGGCCCCUGCUGGUCACCAGAUCCCUGACUGCUAUGCAAAUACAGUGCUAUGUAUUGGUGUGACUGUGAAUUACCAGCCAUGCCAUGCUGACUACUACUUUACGAAAGCCAGACUUGCCAGGAUCCGGGCAGCCAAGAGCGGAAGUGCAAAUGCUUACAUGCAGAGUAAACGAAAUGGCCUGCUCAGUAAUCAACUACAGUCCUCAGAGGAUGAGCAGGCCUUUGUUAGCAAAUCCGGCUCCAGCUUUGAAACUCAGCACCACCACCUGCUUCACUGCCUGGAAAAAACCACGAAUCACGAGUUUGUGGAUGAACAAGUCUUUGAAGAGAGCUGCAUGGAAGUUGCAACUGUUAAUCGUCCUUCAAGUCACAGUCCCUCUCUCUCUUCACAAGGGAUUACCAGUACCUGCUGUUCAAGGAGACACAAAAAAACUUUCCGCAUUCCCAACACCAAUGUAUCAGGAAGCCACAGAGGCAGCGUGCAAGAACUCAGCACAAUUCAAAUCAGAUGUGUGGAGAGAACUCCACUGUCUAACAGCCGAUCCAGUCUAAAUGCCAAAAUGGAAGAGUGUGUUAAACUAAACUGUGAACAACCUUAUGUGACUACAGCAAUAAUAAGCAUCCCAACACCUCCAGUAACCACACCUGAAGGAGACGACAGGCCAGAAUCUCCUGAGUACUCAGGAGGAAAUAUUGUCAGAGUGUCUGCUUUGUAAGACUACUGGAACCAGGGCUAAGAGAAUGACAGCCCUAGCUGUGGAAAGAAUUACAGUGUGGAAGAGAGAAGAAACAAUAAACCAUUUGUAGAUGAAAAUGGCAAAUCAAGAAAGUGACACACACAAAAAAAAAACAAAGCUUCUAAACCAGAGGAUGGAAAUAAAAACACCAAAUGGCAUUUCUAGACAGUUGGACCUAUUAUAUGUAACCUAUGGUCCUUUGACUUUGUGAAUGAGCACAAUGAAAUGCCUCCUACUGAUGCUUCUUAUAACCAGAACUCUUUUUUAAUAAAACAAAUAAAAUGAAUCUUUGAACAUAAUGUUCCAGUUGAAUGCAAAACAAAAAAAUAUGGAAAAACAUUUUGAUAAAAAUUUUUCCUGUUGAAGCCAUGAACAUUGGCUGUAAUGAAGAUUAUUAGUAUGUUUAAAAAUCUCAUACACCACAUUUGUAUUGACUGAAGGCAACCAUGAUAAUGCAUGCUAGAAUUCUUUGGAGCAGUGUUCUCAGUUUCCUUCUGUUGUCUUCAGAAUAGGCAUGAUAAACUAUAAUUAUAAAAAGGGGAAAUUUCUGUGCACUUACAAGCGGGUUGUUCAUGUUCUAUGGUGAGCUGUGCAAAUAAACUCCUUUUAGAACCACAGUAUUUCUCCUGGGGAUGCUCAUUAGUACAUUUAAAGUGCUCAGAUAGUUCAGUAUUAAUUCUCAUUUUACCUUGUACCUAGAUACUGUUACAACUGCAAUAAUUCAUUGUACACCUGUUGUAUCAGGAAUCAGGAUAUUUUGUUGUUGUACUUUCCAGAUUUCAUAGAUAUGAGAAAAUACCACAUUCACAGAAAAGCUUCUGAUGUGGCUGGGUUUUAAAUAACUUUUUAAUCCAAAAAUACUGUGCCAUUAAUGUUUUUCAGUAAUAUUCUUUGGUCCACAGUAUUUCUGUGACAGUGUGUUACUUCUUCCUGUAUUUCUAUAGCGCCUUUCUAUUGGGUUUAUCAUCAUCAACAGGACUUUUUGUAGUUCAAACAACUUUCCUACUUUUGUAUUCCCCAACCAAUUAUCUUGUAAGUAUAUUAUCAACAUCAAUCCCCUUGGAAAGAGAAAAAAAAAGGAGUUGGCAUCUAUAAAUUAUCUCUGAUAUCUUUGCUGUUAUAGAAAAGCCCAAAUACUGAAUUUAUCUCUACGUGUCAUAAAAGUUGGAUGGAACUAGCGUUACAGGACCAAUGAUCCCAGAAUCUCACUUGAUGUAUUAUUUAUUUUGCUUUAGAUCUUGAAUACAUUUUGAGAAUAACACAUAGGAAUUGAAAUGCAGAGAUAAACUGGAGUGCUUUAUAUAGCAAUAUUUGAUGAAAGCAAGCUUUCUACACUACUGGAGGAAGCAGCACAAAAUUAUCUCAGAAAGGUUCCUUUACCUUGCAAGGAAAAAUUUUCUCUACUAAAUCAAGAGAACAGGAGUUUUGUGAUGCAAUGUUGAUGUCUAUGUACAUUUAAGUGAAAAAGUCUUUAUGCCUUUUCACCUUUAAAUAUAUCAGCAGAUGUGUCUGCACGUGACAGUGUAAUAAAGUUUUAUGUCAAAUAAGAAGUUUCGUUCAUUCUGAACCACCAUUGUAAGGAAUAAAGUUUAGUUUCUAUACACAGAAAAAGUUAAGAAUUAUCCUUCAUAUAGAUAUUUUAAAUGAUUAUCAUAAUUUAUCAUAAGAAGGAAUUAAACUAUUUUCAAGUAAAGCCAGAAAUUCUUGCUUCCCAUUUCUAGAAUAGCUUCUAGAACAGUACUAUGCACACAGUAGAUAUUAAUAAACAUUUGCUGAGUGAAGGUAAGAUAAACUCUACUUUCUUGGGAAGAACUGGCUUUAUUCCUAGUAUGUCUUUUAAAAGUUACUAAUCUUCCUGAAGCGUGAAUAUUAAUAAUUACAUUAACACCUGCCUCGUGUCACUUAAUGCUUCUAGAGAAAAUAUAUAGUGAAACUUUUUUAUGGCAUUUGUUGGCAUUUUUAAAGAAUAGACUAAGAAAACCACAAUCAGGAAUAACUAGGUAUUUUGAUUCCCAACAAGAAGUUCUAUUUUCAUGUUCUUAAUACAACAUUUAAAAAAAUGCAUUAGAUGACUUCAAUUGGCAGUUCUGCCUCCUUUUUUGACUUAUCAUUUAUCCCAAAACUAUUAACUUCUUUAGACUUUUGGAAAAGAAAGAACAACUUUUUGGUGUUUAGGUAAUUUAAAAAUAUAUUGUGUUGGUGGUGAAUGACUAUUGAUGAUUGUAUUAAGUGCAUCUGUGUUGUAAGUGAAAUGUAAUUAUUUCUGUGUACCAUAUGAAGUAACCAAGGUCUUUGUUUUUGACAAUUUUGUUUGAAAUCCAUGAUCUUGUUUCAAGAAUAGCAUAAUAUCUGCAUUAUGCUGAAAAAAUAGACCUUUGGAAAACUGCUUAAAUAAAACAUGUGCAUGCUCAAACAGGAA
Molecule: messenger RNA, 3214 nt
Organism: Erinaceus europaeus (western European hedgehog)
Lineage: Eukaryota; Metazoa; Chordata; Mammalia; Eulipotyphla; Erinaceidae
Product: potassium voltage-gated channel subfamily D member 2
Exons: 5
Coding region: 1-774 (257 amino acids)
Biological process (GO): potassium ion transport
Cellular component (GO): voltage-gated potassium channel complex
Molecular function (GO): voltage-gated potassium channel activity
Source: RefSeq, a predicted model, not a curated record